AAAAACCAAUGACUAAAUUAAUAGUUUCAAACUCCAAAUACCCACAAAAUUCAAAGACAAAGAAACAUAGAACAUAAACACAUGAUAAAAAAAUGACAUAGUCAGAGAAAAAGAGAGAAAGAGAACAAAGAGGUUCUUCUCCAAGUUGCUGUAGCUAGACCGGAGCACCGUGUUCCGGGUCGGGUCGGAUCUCUAAAGAAAGAAGAGGAAAUAUGGGUUGGAUUCCGUGUUCUGGAAAUUCAGGAACCAAGAAGAAGAUUGUGAAGAUGGAAGUUCAAGAUAGUGUUGCUCCUCAGGUUAAACCUACCCCAGGGAAAUUGAAGAGGAGUUCAUCAACAAACUCCAAGGAUAAAUCUAAAAACGGGAGCACUCAACACAUUGCAUCACAGACUUUCUCAUUUCGCGAGUUGGCAUCUGCAACUAGAAAUUUUAAAGCAGAAUGUCUUUUAGGGGAGGGAGGCUUUGGUAGAGUAUACAAAGGUCAUAUGGAAAGUAUUAAUCAGGUUGUCGCAAUCAAGCAACUUGACCGAAACGGACUCCAAGGGAAUCGGGAAUUCCUUGUUGAAGUAUUGAUGUUAAGUCUACUUCACCAUCCUAACCUUGUCAAUCUUCUUGGUUAUUGUGCUGAUGGAGAUCAAAGGCUUCUAGUUUAUGAAUUUAUGUCAUUAGGAUCCUUGGAAGACCACUUGCAUGAUAUAUCUCCUGGUAAGAAGCGACUUGAUUGGAACACGCGAAUGAAAAUAGCUGCUGGGGCAGCAAAGGGGUUGGAAUAUCUACACGACAAAGCUAAUCCUCCGGUUAUAUACCGAGAUUUGAAGUGCUCCAACAUUUUGCUUGGCGAAGAGUAUCACCCAAAGUUGUCUGAUUUUGGUUUGGCGAAACUUGGCCCGGUCGGAGAAAACACCCAUGUAUCGACAAGGGUUAUGGGAACCUAUGGAUAUUGUGCUCCAGAGUAUGCCAUGACCGGGCAACUCACUCUCAAAUCAGAUGUUUAUAGUUUCGGUGUAGUUCUUCUAGAAAUAAUCACAGGAAGGAAAGCAAUCGACUAUUCAAAAUCUGCAGCCGAGCAGAAUCUUGUUGCAUGGGCUAGACCGUUGUUCAAAGAUCGAAAGAAAUUUUCACAAAUGGCCGAUCCUACGCUUCAAGGUCAGUAUCCUUCAAGAGGGCUAUACCAGGCCCUUGCUGUUGCAGCAAUGUGUGUUCAAGAACAAGCUAAUAUGCGUCCAGUUAUAGCUGACGUUGUCACUGCUUUAUCUUACCUUGCUUCACAAAGAUACAAUCACAAUACACAGACAGUCCAGAACUCGCACCGCGCUCCUCGCACUCCUCCUAGAACCAGAAGGGGACAAUGAUUUGGAGAAAUUUUCAAAUUUGUUGUUUAAUGAGGGUGACAACAUGGUUCAAAAUAUAGGUUUGUAGAUGUUAAUAUCAGUGUUCUUUUGUGGUGUUCUCUCCUCAGCUCAUAGGAUAUGAUGGAUAGUUGUGAAAAAACUUUGUGGUCAGUGUCUUUAUUGUUGCAGUUUUGGACAAAUACCAUAUGCAUCAAAUUUAUUUAUUUAUUUUUGAAAAA
Molecule: messenger RNA, 1570 nt
Organism: Vicia villosa (hairy vetch)
Lineage: Eukaryota; Viridiplantae; Streptophyta; Magnoliopsida; Fabales; Fabaceae
Product: probable serine/threonine-protein kinase PBL7
Exons: 5
Coding region: 213-1352 (379 amino acids)
Biological process (GO): protein phosphorylation
Molecular function (GO): ATP binding; protein kinase activity
Source: RefSeq, a predicted model, not a curated record